Molecule: messenger RNA, 1206 nt
Organism: Knipowitschia caucasica
Lineage: Eukaryota; Metazoa; Chordata; Actinopteri; Gobiiformes; Gobiidae
Source: the annotation of a GenBank genome assembly
AUGGCCCCCAGGAUGACCCAGGCGGACCACUCUGGGAGGUACUUGAUGAAGACCAGAGCCAUGAGGGAGGAGACCAGGAUGAGGAGGAGCAAGGAGGUCAGGGGGAGCAAGGAGGUCAGGAGGAGCAAGGAGGUCAGGGGGAGCAAGGAGGUCAGGAGGAGCAAGGAGGUCAGGGGGAGCAAGGAGGUCAGGAGGAGCAAGGAGGUCAGGAGGAGCAAGGAGGUCAGGGAGGUCAGGGGGAGCAAGGAGGUCAGGGGGAGCAAGGAGGUCAGGGGGAGCAAGGAGGUCAGGAGGAGCAAGGAGGUCAGGAGGAGCAAGGAGGGGAGGGGGAGCAAGGAGGUCAGGAGGAGCAAGGAGGUCAGGGGGAGCAAGGAGGUCAGGGGGAGCAAGGAGGUCAGGGGGAGCAAGGAGGUCAGGGGGAGCAAGGAGGUCAGGGGGAGCAAGGAGGUCAGGGAGGAGCAAGGAGGUCAGGGGGAGCAAGGAGGUCAGGGGGAGCAAGGAGGUCAGGGGGAGCAAGGAGGUCAGGGGGAACAAGGAGGUCAGGGGGAGCAAGGAGGUCAGGGGGAGCAAGGAGGUCAGGGGGAGCAAGGAGGUCAGGAGGAGCAAGGAGGUCAGGAGGAGCAAGGAAAUCAGGAGGAGCAAGGAGGUCAGGGAGGAGCAAGGAGGUCAGGGAGGAGCAAGGAGGUCAGGAGGAGCAAGGAGGUCAGGGGGAGCAAGGAGGUCAGGAGGAGCAAGGAGGUCAGGAGGAGCAAGGAGGUCAGGAGGAGCAAGGAGGUCAAGGGGAGCAAGGAGGUCAGGGAGGUCAGGGGGAGCAGGGAGGUCAGGGAGGUCAGGGGGAGCAAGGAGGUCAGGAGGAGCAAGGAGGUCAGGGAGGUCAGGAGGAGCAAGGAGGUCAGGGGGAGCAAGGAGGUCAGGGGGAGCAAGGAGGUCAGGAGGAGCAAGGAGGUCAGGGGGAGCAAGGAGGUCAGGAGGAGCAAGGAGGUCAGGAAGAGCAAGGAGGUCAGGGGGAGCAAGGAGGGGGAGCAAGGAGGUCAGGAGGAGCAAGGAGGUCAGGAGGAGCAAGGAGGUCAGGGGGAGCAAGGAGGUCAGGAGGAGCAAGGAGGUCAAGAGGAGCAAGGAGGUCAGGAGGAGCAAGGAGGUCAGGGGGAGCAAGGAGGUCAGGAGGAGCAAGGAGGUCAGGGAGGUCAGGGGGAGCAGGGAGGAUGA